Terrapene triunguis (Three-toed box turtle) is the source of this 2393-nucleotide messenger RNA. It is a transcript of the gene DTX2, whose product is annotated as deltex E3 ubiquitin ligase 2. Gene Ontology annotation, cellular component: nucleoplasm. Bases 81 to 1880 code for a protein of 599 amino acids. Lineage: Eukaryota; Metazoa; Chordata; Testudines; Emydidae. The transcript has 9 exons. Gene Ontology annotation, biological process: protein ubiquitination; Notch signaling pathway. Gene Ontology annotation, molecular function: ubiquitin protein ligase activity; zinc ion binding. The record is from RefSeq and is a predicted model, not a curated record.
UGACAUCCGCCCUUGAAGAGGAUGGUUUGAAGGUGGGUGAACAACGCGCUCUGACUUGGCUCGCUUUCAGACCGUGGAAAAUGGCAGCAGCGCUGGGUGCCGGAAGCAGUUCUGCUGGGCCACCUGGGCUCCCCAAUUCCGUGCCAGGGCAUGCCGCCCUGCCCGCAGUGGCUGUAUGGGAAUGGCAGGACGAGUUCGGCAGGUGGAGGCCAUACAGAGGGAGCGUAUGCAGCUUUAUCGAACAGGCUCUCCAGACCCCUGCGCAGAAGGGGAGACGAUCGGGAACCGGGCUGGCCAGCAGCAGUAUCCCGUUAGGGCAGGCAGAUGCCACGCUCGCCCCUUAUGUCAUCGACAUACCAAGCCUGAUGCAGUUCCGACAGGACACAGGAACCAUGCGAUCCGUCCGCAGACACCUCUUCGCUCAAGACUCCGCGGCCGGGCAGGGCAUCGUGUGGGAGUGGCAGAAUGACGAAGGCGGGUGGUCUCCGUAUGAGAUGAAGGUCUGUGUGUUCCUGGAGCAAGCCUUCACGCAUGGCCUUCGGCAUGUAGACCUGAGCUCCUUGGGCUACAACUAUGACAUUGAUUUUGUAUCGCUGGUCCAGACCAACAAGACCUCCAGGUUCCAACGAGGUAUUCAGAGGCGCAUGGACACCCCGUAUCCGGUGACCACUGCCACGGGGCCCCUUCACACGGCAGUGGCUUGUUCUUGUCAACAGUGCUUAUUGAAUAGUGGAACUGGCCCCAUCACCACGCGCUAUCGGCACUCCAUGAUAAACCUCCCCAGUUCAUCGGCCGUGCCACAGGUUUCCAGUCGAACAGCUGCACUAAGCUCUUCUGGUCUCGGCUUUGUGCCCUAUAACAAACCAACCUUGUCUGGAGCCAGGUCAGCGCCGAGACUCAAUACACAGAGUGCAUGGGCGCUGCCUCAGCCUGUGGGAGCCGGAGCCCCGAGCCCAGGACUGUCGGCAUCGAACGGAGUCAGUGUCCCAAAUCUGCCGGUCGAGAUGCCCAAGCCCAGUAAAGUGAACCAAGCUUUGGCAGGCAUGACGGCUAUGCUGAUGUCAGCCACUGGACUUCCUGUGCGUCUGACCUGUGCGCCGCAACCUGCCAGCACCCGUAGAGCCACUAAAAAAAACAGCUCAGUUAAGGAAGGGAGGAAAGUGUCCAAGAAAGUGACCCCCAGCGAGCCUGAGCAGGUGGUGAGGAAAUACUUGGAAGAGCUGAGAGGAGCCCCCGCUGAUGAGGACUGUAUCAUCUGUAUGGAAAAGCUGGCGUCGCCCUCUGGCUACAGCGAUGCCUGUGAGUGCAAGACAAUCAAGCCGGAAGCGGUGGGGCAACUGACCAAAUGCCAGCACGCUUUCCACCUGCUCUGUGUGCUGGCCAUGUACGCCAACGGGAACAAGGAUGGCAGUCUGCAGUGCCCCUCCUGUAAAACCAUCUAUGGCGAAAAGACCGGCACUCAGCCGAAAGGGAAGAUGGAGGUUUCAACUUUCACUCAGUCCCUUCCCGGCCACCAGGACUGUGGGACGAUACAGAUCGUGUACUCCAUUAGCAGGGGAAUUCAGGGGCCGGAGCACCCCAACCCAGGGAUGCCAUACACUGCCAGAGGCUUUCCCCGGUACUGUUACCUUCCCGAUAACGAGAAGGGCAGAAAGGUCCUGGAUCUAUUGAGGGUGGCCUGGAAGAGGCGGCUGAUUUUCACCGUGGGCACUUCCAGCACGACCGGCGAGAGCAACACGGUGGUGUGGAACGAGAUCCACCACAAGACGGAGAUGGACACCAACCUCAGCGGCCACGGCUACCCCGACCCCAACUACCUGGACAACGUGCUGGCGGAGCUGGCGGCUCAGGGCGUCACCGAGGCCUGCUUGAGACAGUAACUCGCCUCGGUCCCGGCUCCGCGUUCCGGCUGUGCAAUGCACGGCGAAUGCCCACUCAGGCCUCUGGCGGGCGGCUAGUGCACUUAUUCCUGUUGCCUUAAGUUCCUGUCUCUAAUCACUUGUCGUGUUCUGAGCAAUAACAUUGGAUUUGGGGGUCACGUGCUCUGUACAGUCUGUUUUCUGGAGAGCAGGUUAUUUUUGUAUAAGCAAAGGGUCCUGAUGCUGGGGUCUCGGGCGUGACGCCGGAGCGCUCCUGCUGCAGCCAGGGCAUGCUCGGGAUGUGUUCCCUAGGUGGCUGAUCAACUCGCUUUCGAAGCACUGGGGCAGUCCCAGUCCUGCUCCCUCGCUGCGUAGAGGGACGGCUUGCUGGCUCUGGAUCAGCAACGAGUGGCCAGAAAUGUCUGUCCUCCUCUGGCUAAUCCACCGAGGCUCUGCUCAGACACUUCCGAGUGCGUCCUUUCUCCCCCACGUCCCCGGGUAGCUGAUUUAAUACAUGUGCUGUGCUCCUAAUAA